This is a messenger RNA of Symbiodinium pilosum, 957 nucleotides long. NCBI's taxonomy places the organism in Eukaryota, Dinophyceae, Suessiales, Symbiodiniaceae. The record is from the annotation of a GenBank genome assembly.
AUGGUGCUAAACCUGGUCAAUGCAAGCUUGGGUUCAGGCGUGCUUAGCCUUCCCUGGGCAGCUGCUGGAUCCUCGCUGCUUGUGGCAGCAGGUGUGACUCUUCUUGUUCUCUUGCUGAAUGGCGUCACGAAUGUGAUUCUGGUGGCAGCUGCCGAGCGCCAACAGAUCUUUGAUUUGGGCGGCCUGAUGGGGCGCCUUCCAGGCAAAUGGGCUCGGUUGCUCCGAUGGGCAUUUGAUGUCAGCAUUUGGUGCUCGGUCGGACUGAGCUUGCUUGGGUAUUUUGUGGUGGUCGCCGAUGCUUUUGACCCACUCGCAGAGUUCGUUGGCUUUCCACCAGCUUUGAAGAAAGAGACAUCCGUUCUUGCGGGAUCAAUGCUGGUCAUCCCCCUUUGCCUGAUGGAUCCGAAGUAUCUCGUGUUUAGUUCGAGUCUCAGUGUGGCGGCCAAUGUGUACUUGGUUCUUCUCAUAACCACCCUCUUUGCGUCCCAGUCAAACCAGCCAUCGCGCCAUUCCUUUUGCUGGCUGGGCACCGGUCCUGGCAUCAUCACAAUGGGCAGUGCGUUGAUGCAGUCUAUGAUUUUCCAGAUGUGUGCCGUUCCAAUGUAUGAGAUGUUGGAGGACCGGAGCAUUCGGCGAUUCAGCAUUUGCCUGACGGUUAGUUUCUGCUUCGUCUUCCUGCUGUUCACCAUGCUGUGCCUGAUGGGAUUAAGUCUUUAUGGGACGGGGGUGUCUUCGAACAUCUUGAACAAUCUUCCUCCAGACGGCUCGGGAGAUCUUGCACGUCUUGGAGUGGGAUUGUCAGUGAUCGCCAUUUACCCCAUCUAUCUUGAGUCGAUGGUGGCUCCACUUCGGCAUGCUGAGGAGCGUGCGUGGCGCCAUCAUCAGCCUUUGACGCUGCCCUCUCCGAGGGACUCUUCAACCUUUGAUGAUGCUAUUCCGUUGUCAACUAAUCACUAA